AUUCGAUCGAUUCCGAUUGAUUCCGAUUGAUUGAUCGAUCGAUCGGUUGAUUGAUUGAUUGAUUGAUUGAUUGGCUUCACGCCCUUUCCAGGAACAAAGAUGCCGGACGCGGUCGUGGAGCGAGUGGUGGUUCACCCUCUGGUGCUGCUCAGCGUAGUGGAUCAUUUUAACAGAAUAGGAAAAGUUGGAAACCAAAAGCGAGUGGUUGGAGUCUUACUGGGUUCUUGGCACAAGAAGAUUCUUGAUGUUUCCAAUAGUUUUGCAGUACCAUUUGACGAAGACGAAAAAGAUGAUUCAGUGUGGUUCCUUGACCAUGAUUACUUGGAGAACAUGUAUGGGAUGUUUAAGAAAGUGAACGCCAGGGAAAGGAUUGUUGGAUGGUACCACACUGGACCUAAGUUACACAAAAAUGACAUUGCCAUCAAUGAACUCAUGAAACGGUACUGCCCUAAUUCGGUUUUAGUCAUCAUAGAUGUCAAGCCAAAAGAUUUGGGAUUGCCUACAGAAGCUUACAUUUCAGUGGAAGAAGUUCACGAUGAUGGAACUCCAACCUCCAAAACAUUUGAACAUGUGACCAGUGAAAUCGGAGCAGAGGAGGCAGAAGAAGUUGGUGUGGAGCACUUGCUACGAGAUAUUAAGGACACUACAGUGGGCACUCUGUCUCAGCGCAUCACAAACCAAGUGCAUGGCCUGAAAGGACUAAACUCAAAAAUAUUAGAAAUAAGAAAUUACUUAGAGAAAGUGGCCACUGGCAAAUUGCCCAUUAACCAUCAGAUUAUCUACCAGCUUCAGGAUGUCUUCAAUCUGUUGCCUGAUGUUAACCUGCAAGAGUUUGUAAAAGCCUUUUACCUGAAGACAAAUGAUCAGAUGUUGGUAGUGUACCUUGCGUCUCUCAUUCGAUCAGUCGUCGCUUUACACAACCUGAUCAACAAUAAAAUUGCCAACCGAGAUGCAGAAAAGAAGGAAGGGCAGGAAAAAGAGGAUGGAAAGAAAGAGAAGAAAGACGACAAAGAGAAGGAAAAGGGUGAUUCAAAGAAGGAAGAGAAAAAAGAGAAAAAAUAGAGCGUGUAGGUUUUUUUUAAAUUAGAACUCCCAUUUGUAAACUUGACCUGAAUGCUCGGCAAGUGUCAGGUGGAAAUGUUAAUACUCAGCAUUCUGCAAUAAAAGGGCCAAAAUAUCCAGCCAUUGAUGUUUGCAUGGGGCAGUUUUCUGCAUCUGUACAAUGUUCAGAAUCUUUCAACAUUAUAAAUAUUGAUUUAUUAAUACUUCUGGAUUUGUUCUCAUUUUUCUGCUUCUGCAGAAAGUGUGAAACCCCCUUUAAUAGUUCUAUACAAUUCCAUAUCUGAACAGAGAAUAUCAAUGAACCAAACCAUUUCUUUUUCUGAUAGAAUUUUAAAUUUGGACCUUGACACUUAAAUGCAAUCAGUUAUGUUUCCCGAUUGUAGAUGGGUGGGGGAAGGGGAUUAUAGACAAAUUCAAACCAAAGUACUUUUAACUAUUGUCAAAACAGGUAAACCUUUCUGGAAAUAUAAACCACUGUCCUU
Messenger RNA from Callorhinchus milii (elephant shark), 1544 nucleotides. It is a transcript of the gene psmd7, whose product is annotated as proteasome 26S subunit, non-ATPase 7. Gene Ontology annotation, cellular component: proteasome complex; proteasome regulatory particle. Lineage: Eukaryota; Metazoa; Chordata; Chondrichthyes; Chimaeriformes; Callorhinchidae. The record is from RefSeq and is marked provisional. Gene Ontology annotation, molecular function: metallopeptidase activity; protein binding. Gene Ontology annotation, biological process: proteasome-mediated ubiquitin-dependent protein catabolic process.